This is a messenger RNA of Paramacrobiotus metropolitanus, 2190 nucleotides long. RefSeq names its product MFS-type transporter SLC18B1-like. Gene Ontology annotation, molecular function: transmembrane transporter activity. NCBI's taxonomy places the organism in Eukaryota, Metazoa, Tardigrada, Eutardigrada, Parachela, Macrobiotidae. The transcript has 13 exons. Gene Ontology annotation, biological process: transmembrane transport. The coding region runs from base 399 to 1976 and encodes 525 amino acids. The record is from RefSeq and is a predicted model, not a curated record.
ACUGCUUGCAGGCAUCGUACAAAAGAACAAGCUUUACAUUCUUUUUAUGUUCUUUACUGUAGCAGUGUCUUCAAAAUUUCGUCAACCCGAGGGGCAUGAAUGCGCUAAACGGUACAAUGUUGUAAGACCAUCUUUUUAUCAAACGUGCUAUUUGUAAGAACUAAAAAACAGGGAGCUCCCAUAUAUCCCGCGUUUUAGCAAGGUGUACAGAUAUUCUGUAUAUGCACGGGCAUAGAAUUUGGAAUUUGUUAUCCUUCUACUGCCAUAAGAAUGGCGCAUUUGUUCUCCACGGAAAACAAAAACAGGCUCGGCCUACAAAAAUAAAGUUGCAUUUGCGCCAAAUCUGGCUGGCACCUGCAUUUUGACUACCUCUCGCCGAAACAGGACAGCGCUGCAAAAUGGCGACGGUUAUGACAGGAUACCGGGAUGUCGACGAAGCGUCAAACUAUCCCGGAUCGUCGUAUGCGCGGGCUCUCUCAGUUCGCAGUCCAUCGCUUCAUGAGCCACUGGAGGAGACCCCUCCUCCGAAAGGAUACAGCCGGAAGGAAAUGUUUGUUCUAGUCGUCUGCAGUUGCUCCAGUAUGUUUAUGCAUAUGGGACUUAGUACGAUUCCGCUUGUUCUUCCCAUUGAGAUUACGCGGAAAGGAGUACCCUACGAAUUUUGCGGAGCGAUAUUUUCCGUUUUUGCCAUAUCAAUUGUGAUACUGGAACCUUUUCAGGCUAAAAUCCUUCCUUGGAUCGGUACACGAAAUUCGUUUGUUUACAGUGCACUUCUUGGAGGAGUUUGCUAUGUUUCAUUUGCGAUGAUCGAUUUUGCAAACACCGUACCUGGAUUUGCUACUCCUGCUAUUAUAAUCCGUUUUGUGGAAGGUUUUUAUUACGCAGUGUUGAUUACCGCAUCGAACGUGAUCGUCUGCCUAACGUUUCCUGACCGCGCUAGCUUUGCAUUUGGCGUUCUGGAAGGAUUCGUGGGCGCUGGUUUCACACUGGGUCCGGCUCUUGGCGGUGUUUUGUUUAAAUUUUGUGGAUUUGUUGCUCCUUUUUUGUUGAUUGGCGCCUGCCUACUAGUGACGGCCGGUUUGGGAUAUUGUGCCCUGGAACAAAUCACUGGUUUGAAUCUGGCUGCAAGAAAAAAAGAGAAGAAAAGACUAAUCCGUGAUACUGCAUUUAUUGGGUGCUCGUUGUUAACCAUGGCUGCUGGAAUCGUUUGGGGAACGUUCGAAACCGCCCUGGAACCUUAUUUAGCCACUUAUGAGAAAGGUCCAUUAGUGGAGGGCUUAGUGUUUGCUAUCGCUUAUUUGGCAUAUGGUGCUAUGGCACCUUUGUGGGGGUUCAUCUUUCGCAAAGUGGAAAUGGAUUACCGGUGGAUCCUCGUUGGCCCUCUCGUGGUAGCCCUGUGUUGGAUGGUCCUUGGCCCUAUCCCUCCACUGUCUUUUAUAGGAAAGCGACUUUGGCUGGACACAGUCUGUCUAUUCGUGCUGAAUACGGCAAUCGCAUACAUUUUCGUGUUCAGUUUCGAUACGAUGCUUAAAAGAGCAAUAUUCUGCGGGAUGGAAGGAGACGUUGCAACAUAUGCCUUAGUAGUCGCUGGGUUUUUUUCUUCGAUAUACAUUGGAGAAGCAAUUGGUCCAAUAAUUGGUGGAUAUUUAACAGCUAAUAAAUCAUUUCAAGCGGUGGCCACAGUUGCUGUCUUCAUUCAGUUUGCGGCGUUUGCGCUUGGUGCAAUUAUUAUGCUGAUUGCAUGGAAUAAGAUAAUCAGGAGAUUACGGCGCAAACUGCACCAGAAAUUUCCUCGAUGGGUUUCGCCGCCUGAAGAUCCGUCAGUGGCACGGGAAUCCGGCGAAACCAGUCCACUCCAUUCGUCCAUAGCCGACGAAGAGGAAGAGUAUAUGAAUAUCUUUCAACCACCCACACCAUCGCGGAAGACCGGAGCUAUACGAUAUCUGCCUCCUAAAUCAUAUGGAAGCAUUUGCUAAUGGCAUUUAAUUUUUUGUUGAGCACAGUAAAAUUUACUACUUGUUAUUAAUCGUAAGUUAAAGUUUAUUUAAACUACAGUAGAACAGUAUACAGUAUAACCGCGUACGCACGUCCUAUCGCAUUUAAGUACAUGUUACGGUAAAUUGUCUCGAUUUUCCAGCAAAAUAACUCCACGCCACCCGUAUGUCAAUGUCAGAGCGCUAAAUCUGGAAG